AUGGCAACUUGGAGAGCAUUAGUAUCACCAAAUAAAAAUAUAUCACUUUCUGUUUCUAAUAAGGAAUCUUUUGAUAAUAGAAUAGUCACAUAAAUAAAGGCUAGACAUGCAAAAACAAUUACUUAAAGCACAAAUCUAUCUUAAUAUAAACCAACAAUCAAAAGAGAAUAUUCUGAAUCAAUUGAUUGUGAUUAAGCAUUUAUUUAAUCAUCUUCUAAAGACUUUUUAGUUGUAAGAAUAAUUAUAAUAAAUUUAAGAAUUUUAAUGUAAAUAAAGACUAGACUUAAUUAAACGAAAUCAAGCAUUUCUUAAUCUAAAAUUCGAUUAAUUUAAAAUAAUUACAUAAGAGCAUCGAUAAAUUUGAUUAUAAUUAAAGACAAAUUUAAGCAUUAUAAAAAUAAAUACUUCAUUAAAGAAGUAAGUACAAUUUAUCUAUAAACACAAAAAUAAAUCAAUGCCAAAAAAAAUUAUAAGAUAUCUAAUUAUUACUUUUGAGUAAAAAGUGA
Paramecium primaurelia is the source of this 506-nucleotide messenger RNA. The record is from the annotation of a GenBank genome assembly. Lineage: Eukaryota; Ciliophora; Oligohymenophorea; Peniculida; Parameciidae.